UUUGUAUUACUUGCUUAACCCUAGAUCACUAAGCUUCGUCGAAUCGACGACGCGAAUUCGAAACAGGUGCCGUAAAUUUUGAGUGCGCGAUCGCAUCCAUUGUAACUCUCGUGUAAUCUUAGUUGGCCCGGUGCCCCCGCGAUAGACGGUAGUGUUUUUUGUGUAAGAGAUUUGUGAACGCCGCACCAGCAACCAUGACUCGUCGCAUCGACGAAGAUACGAUUCUUCAACUAUUAUUAGAAGAUAAUAGUGACCAAGAAAAUUCGUCAGAGAGUGAGAAGGAAGACCACAUCGAGGUUGAUCCGGGUUAUGUAUCAGUGAGUGAGGAUGAAAUUUCGUCUUUGGACUUGGCAUCAAUUGAAGAACAGAUACCAAGUACUUCGGCACAAGAACCUAACGAAUUGAUUAUUAUACCAUCGCGUAACAUACUUCGCGGAAAAGAUAAGCACAAAUGGUCAUUGUUAAAGCCAAAGUCACAAGGCCGAACAGUCGCAAAAAACAUUGUGCAUAUUAGACCAAGCCCCACUCGUAUGUGUAAAAAUGAAUUAGAUCCUUGCUAAAAAAUGAAUUAGAACGUUGCUUUUCGUCUUUUAUUACAGAUGAUAUAGUAAAUAUAAUUGUCACUUAUACUUAUAUAAAAAUUUUGCAUCACAAGUUAGUCGAGCCACAUAUGCAAAAACGUAUACUUGUGCCCACACUUCAAACUGGCCUGCGCGAUUCGAUUACACAAAUUUUGAAUAUGCCAGGAAGUAGUAGAUCGAGUUUGACACUUGAAACUGAAGCUACAGGUCAUCCUAUUGCAAAAAAAAAGAAAAAUUUGUGCCGUAUGCCCAUCAGCAAAACGAAGGAUGACGAAAACUAGUUGCUACAAGUGCAAUAAAUCAAUGUGUGGUGAACACAAACUUGAUAUGUGUCACAAAUGUCUUAGUUCAUAGUUUUUUACCAAAAUUUUUACUUUUUUUGUUGAUUCGAUGUUUAAAUUUUUAUUAUUUGACUUCUUAUUCAAAGUUUUUUUUCUAGUUUUUAAGAGAUAAGCACUUAAAAAAAACAAAUAUCUUUAUUUAGAGCGAAACAUAUGGUCUCAGUACAAAGGCUGAUUAUGUAAUAAAUAUGUGAUUUAAUUAAAUAAGAAUGUUAUAUUUUUGUUAACAAAUGAUUGUAAUAAACAAAUAUUGUAAAAGAAAUAAGUAUUUUAUUCAAUAAAAUUUUAUAAACCUACUUUUUUGACAGCGUAGUCGAAACGACGAAGGUUAGUAAUAAGAGUUGAAAAA
Molecule: messenger RNA, 1271 nt
Organism: Galleria mellonella (greater wax moth)
Lineage: Eukaryota; Metazoa; Arthropoda; Insecta; Lepidoptera; Pyralidae
Exons: 2
Coding region: 195-560 (121 amino acids)
Source: RefSeq, a predicted model, not a curated record